AUGUCGCUCAAGGCCCAGGCCCCGCCCCCCGGUGUCAGUCAGCGCCCAGGCCCCGCCCCCUGGAUGUCGCUCAAGGCCCAGGCCCCGCCCCCGCCUGCUGAUUGCAGGUCCAGGAGAGGGUCGGGCGGGAGCGCCGGCAGCCGGAGACGAGCGAGCAGCCGCAGCGGGGGGAGCCAGGCCUCGUCCUCCGGGGGCAAACCCGCAGCCCGGGGCUCUGCCGUGCGGGUCUUUGAUGAUGAGGGGAAGGAUGUGACACCUCGUCCACUCUUCCAUCCAGACCCAAACACUUCCCAGCAAGGCAAGCUCUGGGCAGCAGCUGCUUCCUUUGGGGAUGCAGGAUCUGCUUUUCCCUCUUCUUUUCCCUUGCAGCAGCCAGCAGGAGGGAAUGCCAGCCUAGGUUCAUUCCCCAGGACACAAGGAAGCAGCAGCAUUUCCGUAUCCAACGCUUCAGGAACGGAGUCCAUACCAGAUGGAACAGCAGAACCUGGCUCUCACCACGACACGACUGUUGGCUUAUCUGAUGUGCAGAUGAGGCGAGAGGAGAUAGCAGAAGAACUGACAAAAGAAGACCUAGAGAGAAGAGUGGAUAUCUACCUGACCGAGACAGAAACUCUCUGGAUGUUGGAGAUGGCACCUGCUGUGGUGUCCACAGAGUCAGCAGAGGCUGCAAGAGUGCUGGAGAGGAACAAGAUUUAUGUUGACAUGUGCAAAGCCAGACCUGGGAAUGAUCAGUUUGUAGAAAAAACAAUGCAAACCCUUAAAGGAGCUGCAAAGAACAAGGAGGUGCAGUGUGACAGAAUCAUCCUGGAAGAUAGAGGGAUGACAGUCACCUCCUGGGACCUGUACGACUCGUUUCAUGUCUCGGAAGGAGAAGGUCCAUCAAAAGCAGAAGGCACCAGAGCCCCUGCUGGAAUGCACAAGGAGAAGGGAUGCCAGUCAGAAGCUAUAUUAACAUCAGAAAACUUCCAGAGGGAUUUAUUUUUCAUGGAGAGAAUUCUAAUGGAGAAUAUCUUUCAGCCCAAACUUGCAGCCUACCGGCAGCUUCCCAUCCUCACAGACACCAGCGACACAGAAGCAGCUGUGGAAGAUGCUGAACAGGAAGAUCAUGAGAAGGAAGAGGAGGCUGAGGAAGAGGAGAAGGAAGAGGAGGCUGAGGAAGAGGAGAAGGAAGAGGAGGCUGAGGAAGAACAGGAGGAAGAGGAGUCUGAGGAAGAGCAGGAGGAAGCCUUCAUUCACCCAUCAAUUCUGGCAUAUCUAAAUGAGACACCAGAAGAAACUGUGCUCCCCAGACUGGAGCAGCUGUGGUCGUAUCAGUGUGAUUUAACCGAGGGUCACAGUGUGAGCAGCAUGGCCUGGAGCAAAGCAAACCCUGAUCUUUUAGCUGUUGGUUAUGGAACAUUUGAUUUUAAAGAACAGAAGGAAGGCUUGGCUUGCUGCUGGUCACUGAAGAACCCCAGGUGGCCCGAGCGUGUUUUCCGGUGUAAGCACGGAGUAACUGCUUUGGAUUUUUCCAUGGCCAACCCAAAUCUCUUAGCAGUGGGAAUGUACAAUGGUUUUGUUGCCAUCUAUGAUGUACAGAGCUGCAAGGACACUGUAGUUUCAGACAGCAGUGACUCUCUGAGCAAACACACGGGCCCCGUAUGGCAACUGAGGUGGGUGGCACAGGACAGAGGUACAGCAGGAGAUGGCAGAAAGGAGAGACUGAUCAGUAUCUCAGCAGAUGGCCGAGUAACCCAGUGGUUUGUACAGAAAAGACUGGACUGCACUGAUCUGAUGAAAAUCAAGAGAACAGGAAGUGAGAAGAGGGAAUUACCAAGUGAGAAGGAAUGGAAAAGUGAAACUGGGAUAUCUCAUCAGGCAGCUGGAAUGUGCUUUGCCUUCCACCCAAAGGAUACUGAUCUUUAUCUUGCUGGGACAGAAGAAGGUCACAUCCACAAAUGUUCUUGUUCUGGCAAGGAGCAGUUUCUAGAGACAUACAGAGGCCAUAACGGCCCUGUGUACAAAGUCACUUGGCAUCCGUUCAGCACCGACAUGUUCCUGAGCUGCUCUGCAGACAGGAGCAUUUUCCUGUGGCACCAAGAGACACAAACACCCCUUUUAACUUUCACUUCCACCGGUGCUUUUGUUCUGGACAUCAUGUGGUCUCCAAAAUCAGCCUUCAUCUUUGCAGCAGCGAACGAGAGCAGAGUAGAAGUUUGGGAUCUUAGCAUCAGCGUCUUUAGCCCCCCCAUCUCUUGCUCUGCCAGCCCAAGGGGGAGAUUCACAUCUGUGCUCUUCGCCACCAACACCGACUGCCUGCUCGUGGGAGACAGCCAGGGAGGAAUCUGUGUGUUUGAGCUGCAGAACCUGCCUGCUCCCAGCAGCACGGUUGAUGCUUUACCAGACAUCAUUAGUCCUCUUGUAGCUGUUUAACAGCAGCUAGAUGAUACCACUUCUCAGCUGGUAAACAACGAGAAGGACUUACUGUAGUGGUAACAUAAACCAUUUAUUCUUUUUCAAUCAUUAAAGUUUCUCUUUGAGACAA
Molecule: messenger RNA, 2524 nt
Organism: Apus apus (common swift)
Lineage: Eukaryota; Metazoa; Chordata; Aves; Apodiformes; Apodidae
Gene: DNAI4
Product: dynein axonemal intermediate chain 4
Exons: 16
Coding region: 1-2412 (803 amino acids)
Biological process (GO): cilium movement
Cellular component (GO): axonemal dynein complex
Molecular function (GO): dynein heavy chain binding; dynein light chain binding
Source: RefSeq, a predicted model, not a curated record